This is a messenger RNA of Colossoma macropomum (tambaqui), 1715 nucleotides long. RefSeq names its product voltage-gated potassium channel subunit beta-1-like. Lineage: Eukaryota; Metazoa; Chordata; Actinopteri; Characiformes; Serrasalmidae. Gene Ontology annotation, cellular component: voltage-gated potassium channel complex; membrane; cytoplasm. Gene Ontology annotation, molecular function: voltage-gated potassium channel activity; transmembrane transporter binding; potassium channel regulator activity. Gene Ontology annotation, biological process: regulation of potassium ion transmembrane transport; potassium ion transport. Bases 1 to 1332 code for a protein of 443 amino acids. The record is from RefSeq and is a predicted model, not a curated record. The transcript is spliced from 14 exons.
AUGUUUGCGGGUCGUGCGGGUACUGCGAUGACCCCCGGCCUGGGGGCGGGGCCGAAGGGGGCAAAGUUAACCGUGAACGACCUCUACGGCUUCAACAGCAGGAAGCCCAAGCCGUCGGGGGUUGCGGAGGUCUUUGGGCGGUUUGCGUCACGACCCCGCGAUGCUCAGGGUCAAGGUCAGGCUCCGAGUCAGGCUCAGGGUCAGCAGGGUUGCCGUGACGACCUCUCCUCUCAGAUCCUUGAGGUGGCCCGGAGGCUGAUGGAGAAGCGGAGACUGGAGCUCUACCUGAGAGAGUGCGACCUGUCCGUCACAGACAGCACCGCCCACCUCACCAACAUGCCGUACAGGAAUCUGGGGAAGUGUGGCUUAAGAGUGUCUUGUUUGGGACUGGGUACCUGGGUAACGUUUGGGUCUCAGGUUUCUGACGAGGUGGCAGAGAGUGUGUUGACUGUAGCGUAUGAGAACGGUGUGAACCUGUUCGACACAGCGGAGAUCUACGCCUCAGGAAGGGCAGAGACCGUCCUGGGCAGCAUUGUAAAGAAGAAAGGGUGGAGACGCUCCAGCUUUGUAAUCACCACCAAGAUCUACUGGGGUGGACAGGCAGAAACAGAGAGAGGUUUGUCCAGGAAGCAUAUUAUUGAAGGUCUCCGUGGGUCUCUGUCCAGGUUACAGAUGGACUAUGUGGACAUUGUCUUUGCAAACCGCACAGACAUCAACACCCCCAUGGAGGAGGUGGUGAGGGCCAUGACCUUCGUGAUCAAUCAGGGCCUGGCCAUGUACUGGGGAACCUCACGCUGGAGCGCCAUGGAGAUCAUGGAGGCGUACUCCGUAGCGAGGCAGUUUAAUCUGGUUCCUCCGGUGUGUGAGCAGGCGGAGUAUCACUACUUCCAGAGAGAUAAAGUGGAAGUGCAGCUCCCGGAACUCUACCAUAAAAUUGGUGUAGGAGUGAUGACCUGGUCUCCUUUAGCCUGCGGCCUGAUCACAGGAAAAUACUGCGACGGAGUGCCGGACACGUCCCGCGCCGCUCUGAAGGGGUACGAGUGGCUGAAGGAGAAGGUUCAGAGUGAUGAAGGUCGGAGGCAGAUGAUGAAGAUUAAGGAGAUAAACACUGUGGCAGAGCGACUGGGCUGCACCGCCGCUCAGCUCGCUAUAGCAUGGUGCAUGAGGAGUGAGGGAGUGAGCUGUGUUCUGCUCGGCGUUUCAAGCACAGAACAGUUACUCGAGAACCUCGGAGCCAUCAAGGUUCUGUCUCUUUUAACUCCUGACCUCGUUGCGCAGAUGGACUCUGUUCUGGGAAACACGCCACAGUCCAAGAAAGAAACACGCCGCUAAAAGAGAGAGAGAGAGAGAGAGAGAGAGAGAGAGAGAGAGAGAGAGAAAGAGAGAGAGGGAGAGGGAGAGGGAGAGAGAGAGGAAUAGAGAGAGAAAUUUCAUCAGGGAGGAGAGAGACUCAGUCUUCUCCUUUAAACUAACUUCACUGUGAUAAUAUAAGAGCUUACAGUAAUAUAUGUGUAUCUGUUUAUUAUGAUCAUCCAGACAUCAUCACAUUUAUGCAAAUUAUUUAUGUUUACGGCAUUCAGUAGACACUCUUAUCCAGGGCGACUUACGGAAGGGCUUUGUUGUCCACUCUGAGAAUGUACCCUUCAGCUCAAACACUGCCCGAAAACAAAAGCCAGAGCCGAAACACAAAAAGAUACAGAGUUAAACACAACACA